AUGCAGCCCCAUUAUGAGGUCUCGCCUUCACCUCGUCGCUUUUGGUGUAGUAGUUCAUGGCAUCAUUAUAUUUGUGUUUUGCUACUGGAAUAUGGCAUUAUCGUUCUUGGCGUAUUGCUUCUGGAAUACGUUGUUGUCGUUCUUGGUGUGUCGCUUCUGGAAUAUGUCAUCGAUUUUGGUGUCGUAGUUUUUGACGUUUUCAUUACUGGGGUCGUUCGUCGUUACUGGAGUCGUUAG
This is a messenger RNA of Cetraspora pellucida, 237 nucleotides long. The record is from the annotation of a GenBank genome assembly. NCBI's taxonomy places the organism in Eukaryota, Fungi, Glomeromycota, Glomeromycetes, Diversisporales, Gigasporaceae.